UACGGUUCGCGGUCUAUACUGCAAUCAGUGGUAAAACCCUCGAUCACUUUCGCAUUGCCCUCCCCACCGUCACAGAUAGAAAGCUCGUCGGCAGCACAGUGGAGCUAGAUUUUCUUCGCUUCAUAUAUCCGUUGUAUCAGUUCUGUAAUUGACAAUGGCAAAAGAGGAAUCUGGUACUGGUGUUGUUCUUGAAGAGGGAACAUCAGAGCUAGGUAAUGGUAAUGUUGAGUCUUCUUCUUCAGUACAGAAAGAUGUCGAGGAGAAAGUUGAUGAGUUGACAACAGGGGAGCCAACAGAAGCUGCAAAGAAAAAGAAGAAGAAGAACAAAAGCAAGAAGAAAAAGGAACCACCACAACAAACUGAAACACCAUCUAUUCCUGUAGUUGAACUUUUUCCUUCUGCUGAGUUUCCUGAGGGUGAAAUUCAACAAUACAAAGAUGAUAACUUGUGGCGUACUACAUCUGAAGAAAAAAGGGAAUUGGAACGCCUGGAAAAACCAAUUUACAAUUCAAUUCGACAAGCAGCAGAAGUUCACCGUCAGGUACGAAAAUAUGUUAGACAAAUUUUGAAGCCUGGAAUGUUGAUGAUUGACAUAUGUGAGACCUUGGAGAACACAGUUCGCAAAUUGAUAUCAGAAAAUGGACUUCAAGCUGGCAUUGCAUUCCCCACUGGGUGUUCACUGAAUUGGGUUGCAGCCCAUUGGACUCCAAAUUCUGGAGACAAAACUGUGCUUCAGUAUGAUGAUGUCAUGAAAUUGGAUUUUGGGACACACAUCGAUGGUCGCAUAGUAGACUGUGCAUUUACUGUGGCUUUCAAUCCCAUGUUUGAUCCACUGCUUGAAGCCUCACGUGAAGCCACCUAUACAGGAAUCAAGGAAGCGGGUAUUGAUGUUCGCCUUUGUGAUGUUGGUGCUGCUAUCCAGGAGGUCAUGGAGUCCUAUGAGGUUGAAAUUAAUGGGAAAGUCUUCCAAGUUAAAAGUGUCCGGAAUUUGAAUGGGCAUAGCAUUGGGCAAUAUCAAAUUCAUGCUGGUAAAUCUGUCCCAAUUGUGAAAGGAGGAGAACAAACUAAGAUGGAAGAGGGUGAAUUUUAUGCCAUUGAGACUUUCGGGUCAACAGGGAAGGGAUAUGUUAGAGAAGAUCUAGAGUGCAGUCAUUAUAUGAAGAAUUUUGAUGUUGGGCACAUUCCACUGCGGUUGCCAAGAGCGAAGCAGUUACUAGCAACAAUAAACAAGAACUUCUCCACCCUUGCUUUCUGUAGACGUUAUCUGGACCGUCUUGGUGAAACAAAGUAUCUGAUGGCACUAAAGAAUUUGUGUGAUGCUGGUAUUGUUCAGCCAUACCCUCCUCUAUGUGAUAUUAAGGGCAGCUAUGUAUCCCAGUUUGAGCACACCAUUUUACUUCGUCCGACUUGCAAAGAGGUGGUAUCAAGAGGUGAUGACUAUUGAUUUUGAGAAUUGUAAAACUCUGUUUUAUUCAACCUGUUUCUGGUUUGUGUAACUUGAGAUUUGAUUUGAUGAUGAAGAGAACAGUUGUGGAUUGCUUGCACUUAUUCCUUCGGCAUAUCAUUAUUUAGUGUUGUGCAAUUGCAGGACUCACUCUAAGUCUAUGAGAUGGAAAGAGAACAUACUCCAUAACUUUUCCUUUUGGAUUCUAAUUUUGUAACUCAAUUUGACGAUUAGAAGCAAAUAAUUAAACAGAGAUGGCUACUUAUCUU
Molecule: messenger RNA, 1713 nt
Organism: Ipomoea triloba (trilobed morning glory)
Lineage: Eukaryota; Viridiplantae; Streptophyta; Magnoliopsida; Solanales; Convolvulaceae
Product: methionine aminopeptidase 2B
Exons: 12
Coding region: 155-1444 (429 amino acids)
Biological process (GO): proteolysis
Molecular function (GO): metalloaminopeptidase activity
Source: RefSeq, a predicted model, not a curated record